AUGCAGUAUAAACCAUAUCGGAUUAUUUGGUGCAGUUUGACGCAGUAUAAACCAUAUCGGAUUAUUUGGUGCAGUUUGACGCAGUAUAAACCAUAUCGGAUUAUUUGGAUUAUUUGGGAUAGUCUGACGCAGUAUAAACCAUAUCGGAUUAUUUGGGAUAGUCUGACGCAGUAUAAACCAUAUCGGAUUAUUUGGGAUAGUCUGACGCAGUAUAAACCAUAUCGGAUUAUUUGGGAUAGUUUGACGCAGUAUAAACCAUAUCGGAUUAUUUGGGAUAGUUUGACGCAGUAUAAACCAUAUCGGAUUAUUUGGGAUAGUUUGACGCAAUAUAAACCAUAUUGGAUUAUUUGGUGCAGAUUGACGUAG
Pelobates cultripes (western spadefoot toad) is the source of this 366-nucleotide messenger RNA. NCBI's taxonomy places the organism in Eukaryota, Metazoa, Chordata, Amphibia, Anura, Pelobatidae. The record is from the annotation of a GenBank genome assembly.